AUGGCCCGGCGCGACAUGUCUGCCGUUGUGGCCGCACAGCCCGAGCGCGCCGCGUUCGGCACCCGCCGCGGCGUCGAGGUGGAUGCCGCGGAGCGCAGCGUCGAGGCGUGCCACCGCAGAGGUGCCGUCGAGGCCGACGCCGCCGAGGCCGACGCCUGCGAGGGUACCGCCGAGGGCACCUCCGAGGCCGACGUCGCCGAGGGCACCGCCGAGGGCAUUGCCGAGGGCACCGCCGCCGAGGGCACCGCCGAGGGCACCGCCGAAGCAGACGCCGCCGAGGCCGACGCCGCCGAGGGCACCGCCGAGGGAACGCUGUCCCUCGAGGUGAAGCCGUUCGGCAAGGCCGGGGUGCGCCUGUGCUGGUCCUGCACGCCUGGGCUGUCUGGGCUGCGCGGCAGCGUCCUGGCCGAGCUGCGCUCCGGGCCAGGGUGGCUGCUCUCAUCGUCGUGCGGGAGGGCCCGCCCGGGCAGUCCGUGCGGCCGGAUGCCGGGCUGUGGCGCGUGCGGUGCGGCCCGGUGGCGUCUCCGGAGCGCGCCGUGGGCAGGGUGGCGCGGGGCGCCCGGGCCCCGCGGCUCGCCGGGCGCUCGCGAGAGCAGGUCCUCCAGGCUGGCGAGGAGGAGCUCGUGUACAACAUUCUCCAGUGGUACGGAGCUCGAAGAACUGACAACGGCACAAGCAUCAUUUCUCGGAGGUCCUCGCGCAUUUCUUGGCUCGGCGUUGGCCUCCCUGGCGCCGCCUCCAGCGCCUCUCCUGGCGCGCUCUGCGCGCCAGGGAGGGGGUCCAGGGCCGAUCCACGAGAUCUGCGCGGACCUCCACACACUCUAUGGUUACCCCCUUUCUGUUCCUCUAGGAACGGUCGUCAUCGAUAUGCGGCCAGGGGACGAGCCGCGCCUGACCGAAAGCCUCAUCUGCCCAGAUGCCGCUUCUCUGGCGGGGCUGCCUUUUCGAGACGACGCUGUCGUCGUGGGCGAUCUGCCUCCGGCCUCCAUGGACGUGCUGCGCGGUCGUGUAAGCCGCUGUGUGUACAAGGUGCGGGCGGAGAUGGUGCGGGCCUUGCUGGCUGAGUUUCCGCUUGUGGGAGGACAGCCUUCGGAGAAGAGAGCAGUGCUGCCCAACAUUGUUGGAGCCCGCUUGGCUGUCGGGCACCAGGGCCACGCAUCGAUCCUCAGAGAAUGGUCGGAUGCACUGGGUAUCGUUGGCGUCCUGAACUUGGCACCCAACAAAGUGGCGAGCGACUUCAGUGCAAUAGAGGACCGCGCAAGGUAUAUUGAGCUAUUCCAUGAUGAUGGGCUGCCUCUCACAGACACUGUAGGUGACGGACAUCGACUGUCAGAUGUGUUGCCGCGUAUUCUGAAUUCUAUCGAGUCUGCCCUGCAAGCCUACCCCUCGGGUCGUGUAUUCGUCCACUGUCAACAAGGUCGAUCCCGAGCAGGGUCUGUCGCGGUAGCUUACAUGUUGGUCAGCAGUCCAGGGUGGAGAUUGUUUGAUGCAGUUUCCUUUGUAGCUGCGCGCCGUCCCGAGCUGGAGAUCAACGCCAGUUACGCCGAGGUUCUCGAGGAGUUUGCACUGUCCUUGGGACGCCAGCCAUCGCUGCCGUACGCGAUGACUGAGUUGCCAUUGCAUUUCCGCGGAGGUGGUGUCGCGCGCGAUUUCAGAGAUAAGUGUUUUGAUGCAUCGAGCCAUCAAGGUUCGGUGAGGUGA
This is a messenger RNA of Prorocentrum cordatum, 1701 nucleotides long. NCBI's taxonomy places the organism in Eukaryota, Dinophyceae, Prorocentrales, Prorocentraceae. The record is from the annotation of a GenBank genome assembly.